GAAUUGAUCAUUACUCAGUUACACAAGAGAAGCCAAUGUGAGUGGUUGAAAUGCUUAGAACUCGUGGAAUCUGCAUUAGUGCUAAUCAUCUAAGGUGGUUCUCAGUCCAAAAUCAAAAAGCUACAGCUUCAAAUUUGGACGAUGAAGCCAUUGAGAGAAGUUGGAGCAUCGCCAAGCCAUAUGGGACAAUUCCUGGACCUUCAGUACUCAAUCUCAUCCGAAGUUUUCUUCCAAAAGGAAGAUUUCACUCUAUACCAUUUCCUGAAGUUCAUCGGCAAUUAGAAAAAGAAUAUGGCCCAAUAUACAAAUUUAUUGGAACUUUUGGAAAAAGAGAUAUUGUUGUUGUAACAGAUCCAAAAGAUUUUGAGAUUGUUUACAGAACUGAAGGAAGUUUUCCUUUGAGGAGGGCCAUGGAAUGUCUUAGCUACUAUCGAAAAGAAUAUAGAAAGGAAAAAUACCCAGUUUCAUAUGGUUUGGUCACUGAACAGGGAGAAUCCUGGUGGGAUCUUCGGCAUAAAGUAAAUGGAGUAAUGAUGAAGCCUCAAGUCACUAAAGGAUAUACAUCAGGUGUCGAUGAAGUGGCUAGGGAAUUUGUUAGAAAGUUGCACAAUAUGAGAGACUCAAACUCAGAAACACCAGCAAAUUUGCUUUAUUUCUUGAAUGUCUGGGCACUAGAAUCAAUUGCAUACAUCACAAUGAAUUUGAGAUUGGGCCUAUUUAAGGAAAAACCUGAUGAAAAUAUUGAUAAACUGAUGGAAAAUUUGAAAGAUAUCUUCCAAUUAGUAAUUGAGCUUGAAGUUGAACCAUCAAUUUGGAAAAUUUACAAAACACCCAAGUUUAAUCGUUUUAUGCAAAUUAUGGACUAUAUACAUGAAACUAUAGCGAGUCUAGUGGACAAAGGAGUGGAAAAUUUAAAAGAGCAAAAGCUGGAAAGUGGAAAUAGAGAGAAAGGUGUUUUGGAAAAAUUAUAUGAAAUUGAUAAAGAUAUUGCUGUUCUUAUGGUGAUUGAUUCAUUGCUGGCUGGUGUUGAUACCACGUCAUCAGCAACUUUUACUGUACUCUACAAUCUAUCAAUGAAUCCAGAGAAGCAGAACAUUUUGAGGUCAGAAUUGUUAAAAAUUCUACCAGAGAAAGAUACUCCACUGACAAUAGAAAACACAACCAACAUGCCUUAUUUGAGAGCGUGUAUUAAGGAAGCUUUGAGAGUCAUGCCAAUUACAAUUGGUAACCUUAGAUCUUCUGGUCGUAACAUCGUUCUGAAGGGCUAUCAGAUUCCCAAAGCAACUGAUGUCUUCAUGAAUACCAUUUCUGUAUAUGAAGACGAUCACUACUUCCCGGAUCACAGUUCCUUCAUUCCCGAGAGAUGGUUGAGAACAUCAGGGAAACAUGAGAACUACAACCCAUUUACGUAUCUGCCAUUUGGAUUUGGAAGUAGAAUUUGUGUUGGACGACGUUUUGCAGAAAUGGAAAUUGAAUCACUGGUAUCGAGAUUGGUGAGGAAUUACCAUCUGGAAUGGCAUCAUGCUCCCCCAAAGAUUCGUGCAAUGACCAUAAAUAUUCCAGAUGGUGAUCUCAAACUUCGCCUCAAAGAUUAUCAGUGAUUAAUAAAAUCCCAAAUAAAUUUAUACACUGAGAAAAAAAAA
This is a messenger RNA of Phlebotomus papatasi, 1643 nucleotides long. RefSeq names its product probable cytochrome P450 12b2, mitochondrial. Bases 51 to 1601 code for a protein of 516 amino acids. The transcript has 6 exons. Gene Ontology annotation, molecular function: heme binding; iron ion binding; oxidoreductase activity, acting on paired donors, with incorporation or reduction of molecular oxygen. The record is from RefSeq and is a predicted model, not a curated record. Gene Ontology annotation, cellular component: mitochondrial inner membrane. NCBI's taxonomy places the organism in Eukaryota, Metazoa, Arthropoda, Insecta, Diptera, Psychodidae. Gene Ontology annotation, biological process: cholesterol metabolic process; C21-steroid hormone biosynthetic process; glucocorticoid biosynthetic process.